Pieris brassicae (large cabbage white) is the source of this 788-nucleotide messenger RNA. RefSeq names its product dynein light chain Tctex-type protein 2B-like. NCBI's taxonomy places the organism in Eukaryota, Metazoa, Arthropoda, Insecta, Lepidoptera, Pieridae. The transcript has 4 exons. Gene Ontology annotation, biological process: microtubule-based movement. The coding region runs from base 42 to 497 and encodes 151 amino acids. Gene Ontology annotation, molecular function: dynein intermediate chain binding. Gene Ontology annotation, cellular component: cytoplasm; cytoplasmic dynein complex. The record is from RefSeq and is a predicted model, not a curated record.
UUUCAGAUAUUAGGGUGUAAUAUGUGACAUAUUUUAUUCAGAUGGCAGAUGAGGAAGUAGAGGAAGAGGCAGAGGUAAUAGAGGCAGGAGGAGCAGAAAGUGAAACUCCUCUUACUCCUGUGGAGACAGAGAAGCCUCUUGCCCCACCUAAAUAUGAAGUGCGACCUAGCCUUGGAGAAAAAUUUCAGGCUCAAAAUGUGCGGGAUAUUAUUGUAUCGACAAUGCAAGAGCAGUUGAGCGGGCGACAAUACCGCUCCGACCAGGCGCCGCGAUGGGCCAAACUUAUCGCUAACGCCGUUCGGCAACGCGUUCAAGAGCUGGACAUGAAACGGUACAAAGUAAUAGUGCAAACAACAAUACUGGAACUGAAAGGGGCCGGAGUAAAGUGUGGACAGCGAUGUAUAUGGGACCCCGAGACAGAUGACUAUGCAGAUGAUUUGUAUAGGAGUGAUACAAUAUUCUGCUAUACUAUUGUGUACGGUGUAUAUUUAUAUUAGAAUUUGCGGAUUUCGCUCUCAACGUGAUCACCGCCGAUGCCUUUGAUCGGAGCGUUGACAAAUCAAGUGACAAAUCUUAAAGAUCUCGGGAGAAAAUGAACAUUUCACCUGAGCCCAGACCGCCGACUGAUGGUGCAAGUGAGUCUUAAAAAGUUUUAGACUCACUUGCUACUUAACUGAAACUUAACAUUAAACAAGAAUAGUUCGAUGGUAUUUUUGUUUAAUUUAAUUCAUUAAUUAAGGUACGCGACGGUUGAAAAUACUUGUAUUGCAAUAAAUAAUUAUAGUUUU